AUGGACCAAACCGGCGGAGCAAACGGGUCCUGCAUGGGCGAGGGCAGCACGGAGCCCACGGAGAUCAGCAACGGAGCCCACAGGGGUCCGAGCAGCACGCCGCGGGCGCGGGACAGUGACAUCCUCCGGCCCCCACGCCAGCGCCCACGCGGGAUCGCGGCCGCGGCCACCGCGGCCCGGCCCCGUUCCGAGCCCCCCACGCAGCCCUGCGGGGCCCGGCCCCGGGGAGCCCCCGGCCCCUGCCGGCCCCCGGGGCCGCUCCGUGCCGGAGCGCGGUGCCACCGCACGGGGACGGGGGACGCCGUGGCGGCGUCGCGGCCCGUGCCCCGGGACCGGCCGCUCCUGCCCGUCCCCGUGCAGCCCCCGCGGCGCGGCCCGGGGGGGGCGGGUCCCGCCCUCCCCUCCGGGUCGUGCCGGAGCGGGGACCCCCGCGGCCCCCCGGCUGCCGGUACGCGGGGGCCGGGCGGAGGGGGGCGGCGGGGCCGGGGCGAGGGGCCGCGGGAGAGGAGCGGGCACGGGGCGGUGCUGCGCGGGGCCCGACACAGCCCGGGGCGGCGUGGCCGGGCAGGGCCGGGCCGGGCCGGGCAGCCGGUGCCCGCACGGCGGGGCCGCGCCAAGGCGCUGCGAGGCCGCCGGUCUCCGAGGCCCGUGCGGGCGCCGGGGGCGGCGCGGCCCCGGGCCGGGCGAGGCUGUCAGCGCCGGGGCGGUGCGGGACGGUGCGGAGCGGGCCUGGCCGGGCACCGCGGGGGGUGCGGCGGCCUCCGGGCCUGCGGGCCCCAGUGCCGCGGGCGGGGACCGGUGACAAACUUGCGGCCGCCGCACCGUGCCGUGCCGCUCGAUGUCCCGCAUGGCGCGGGGGAGGCGCCUCGACCCCCGCCCCGCAGCGCUGCGCGCCCCGCGGGGUAUCGAGCCGGAGGGGGCAGCGGGCCCGGGGGCUCACCCAGCGGCAGCGCCGCCGGGGUGGGGGCCACACGCCCACCUGGGCUGGGCAGGCGGGUCCGCGUUCUCUCAACCGGCCGGCCCCGCUGCGCCCGGGGACACCCACCCUCCCACGGCGGCGCCCGGCGGUGGGCACCGGGCGGGGGGUACCGGGCGGAGGGCAACGGGGCGGGGGAGAGCGGGGCGUCGGGGACCGGGACUGAGGACUCUAGGGCUGGGGACAUCGAGACUGCGGGCAACGGGGCUGCGUGCGCCGCGCUCGCCGUGCGCUGCCCGUCCGGCUCUGCCCGCUGUCGGGCGCCCGGCGCUGCCCGGGCGUGGAGCGAGCGCCCGCCCCCGCUGCCGCCUCCUCCUCCAUCCUUCUCCUCCCCCCGGUGCGGAGCGAGCGUCGCUCCCCGCCCGCGCGGCCGCGGCUCGCUCUCGCCCUCACACUCCGGCUGCCGCUGCCAGUGUCUCCUCCGCCGCCGCCGCUGCCGCCGAACCGCCGCUCGCAGCGCCCGGGGUCCGACCCGCCGCCUGGGGCAGGGGCCCGCCCCGGCCCGCCGCCCCCCGCCGCCCGCCCGCCUCGGGAAGCAGGUGCGUACCCACCGCCCCGCGCCGCCCCGCGCUGGACCCCGGCCCCCGCUGCCCGGGCACCCCGGGCCCGCUCCGCCCCGCACCCACGGCACACGGGGGCAAGCGGAGGGGAGCGGGUGGCCCGACCCCCCCUCCGGCCGUCCGGACGGGAUCUCCAUGGAAACGGUCCCGGGACACCCCCGGGGGCGGCGGUGGGGCGGCGCGGGGGGGGGUGUGCGGGCUGGGGGGACCGGCGACGUCCUGCGGCGGGACAGCGGCGGGGGCGCGGCGGGCACUGACAGCGCCGGGCGGGGGGCAGCGGGCGGCGCCGGCGGCUCCGCUCCCCGCCCCGCGACGGCGCGGCGGAGCCGCUGCCCUGCCCGGCACGGCUGCUCCGGCUCCGGCACCGGCGGCACCUGCCGCUGCCGGGGCGCGCGGCGCUCCCGGGGCGGCGGUGGGACGGCGGCGCCGGGCGCUCGUGGAGUUUGGCGGCGUGGCCCGAGCCCGCCCCGGCCGCCGCUGUGCCCGGGGCCGGUUCGGCCGCGGGUGCCGGCCGGCCGGGUGCCGGGCGGUGGCGGAAGAGCCCUCCCCGGGGGCAGCGCGGCCGCCGCCACCUCCAUGUCCGGGGCUGCCCCGGUGCGGCAGCGCGGGGGCCCGGCCGCGCCUGCCGGGGCUGCGGGACGCUCCGCCGGGGAGCGGCCCCGGGGGCAACUGUUGAGCCGGGGGCUGCGGGAGCGGGCGCGGGGCAGCACGGCGGGGCCUAGCCCCCGGCACGGCUGCGGGGUGCGGGGCGAAGCCCCCGGAGCGGCUGCCAGGCCGCCGUGUCCCGGGCAGGGGGGGCUGCCCGCCCCGCGGGGCCCCGGCGGCGGCGCGGGGCCGUGGGCCGUGCCGUGGCCUCUCGGGGCUCGCAGCGGGACGCGCCGCGCCUCGGGCGGGGGGCUCGCCGGGGAACCCGCGCGGACCCGGAGCCGGGGCGGGCUGCGGCCGGGGCCGGGGCGGUGCCGCUCCGUGCCGACGCCCCCCGACGCCCGGGGCGGGGCGGCGGGGGCGGCCGGUCCCCCGCCCGUGCCCACGGUGAUGGCCGGGCAGCGGCAGGACCGGGCGAGGGAGGCGGCGCUUCCUGCCGCCCUCACCGUGGAGGAAACCAGCCCUCCCGCGGUAGCGUGCCGGUACCGGGAGGGAUCCUGGCUCCUCGGCGAGCGACAUCGGUCCCCUCAUCCCAGUCUGGGUGAGGCCGGUUCAGAGCAGCGCCGGGAGAAGGUCCAUCAGGCUGAAAUAGAGACGAAGUGA
Melozone crissalis (California towhee) is the source of this 2784-nucleotide messenger RNA. RefSeq names its product collagen alpha-1(III) chain-like. The coding region runs from base 1 to 2784 and encodes 927 amino acids. Lineage: Eukaryota; Metazoa; Chordata; Aves; Passeriformes; Passerellidae. The record is from RefSeq and is a predicted model, not a curated record. The transcript is spliced from 3 exons.